GUUGAGAGUAAUGUUACCAGCGCUGAGAGUGUGAGGAGGCUGCGUAUCGAUCCCGCUCUCACAGCCAUUGCAGUGCACCGGGCUACACAGGGACCCAGGCAGCGCUGGGGCCGGGCGGGUGGCCGGGGUAGUGUCUUUGGGGCUCAGGGCCGAACGAGGGCUGUGUGCCGACUCUGACACGGAAAAUCGUCAAAAUGGGCAAAGGCGAUCCUAAGAAACCGAGAGGUAAAAUGUCUUCAUAUGCCUUCUUUGUGCAAACCUGCCGGGAGGAGCACAAGAAGAAACAUCCAGAUGCUUCAGUGAACUUCUCAGAGUUCUCAAAAAAGUGCUCAGAACGAUGGAAGACUAUGUCUUCUAAGGAGAAAGGGAAAUUUGAAGAUAUGGCAAAAGCUGACAAGCUUCGUUAUGAAAAAGAAAUGAAAAACUAUGUACCACCUAAGGGGGAAACGAAAAAGAAGUUCAAGGAUCCAAAUGCACCGAAGAGGCCUCCUUCGGCUUUUUUCUUGUUUUGCUCUGAGUUUCGUCCAAAAAUUAAAGGAGAACAUCCUGGUCUGUCCAUCGGAGAUGUUGCGAAGAAACUGGGGGAGAUGUGGAACAACACUGCUGCAGAUGAUAAACAGCCUUAUGAAAAAAAGGCUGCUAAGCUGAAGGAGAAGUAUGAAAAGGAUAUUGCUGCAUAUCGGGCCAAAGGGAAGGUUGAUGCAGGCAAAAAAGUAGUUGCCAAGGCUGAGAAGAGCAAGAAGAAGAAGGAGGAGGAGGAAGAUGAGGAUGAAGAUGAAGAAGAUGAAGAUGAUGAAGAGGAGGAAGAGGAGGAGGAAGAAGAUGAUGAUGAUGAUGAAUAAGUCUCUCUUAGAGCAAAUUCUUUCUUGUCUAUAAAGCAUUUAACCCCCCUGUACACAACUCACUCCUUUUAAAGAAAAAAAAUUGAAAUGUAAGGCUGUGUAAGAUUUGUUUUUAAACUGUACAGUGUCUCUUUUUUUGUAUAGUUAACACACUACCGAAUGUGUCUUUAGAUAGCCCUGUCCUUAGUGGUAUUUCAAUGGCCACUAACCUUGCCUGGUACAGUGUGGGGGUUGUAAAUUGGCAUGGGAGUUUUAAAGCAGGUUCCUGUUGGUGCACAGCACAAAUUAGUUAUCCUUGGGGAUGGUAGUUCAUUUUUCAUCUUCAGUUGUCUCUGAUGCAUCAUAAAACCAAUUGUUGUUCUGUUAACUGAAUACCACUCUGUAAUUGCAAAAAGGAGUUGAAAAGUUGCAGCUGUUUUGUUGACAUUCUGAAUGCUUCUAAGUAAAUACAAUUUUUUUUAUUAGUAUUGUUGUCCUUUUAAUAGGUGCCCUUGAAAAAUCAUAUGUUUUCUUUUUUGUUUUCUUUUUUUUUUUCCUUGAGGGGAACUCAUCUUUUGCUUUGAAUACCUGUAUGGGAUCACAGGAAUAUUACAAUUUUCAUCUUUCAUAUAACCAGCUGAUAAACAAAGCUUUGAUCUGCAUACCCUGCGUAAUCAUGGUAGGGUAAGAAAAGAAAUACAGGCAUACAAUGAAAGGAUGUUCUUCCAUAACUGGAAACAAAAGGAAAAAUUCAAUCUCAGCAAACUGAUACUUGUUCAGAUUUUUGUGAAAUGUAAUAUUCUAUCGAGUUGCAUGAGUUUACCAGUCUUGGAGAGUUGAGAAGUAUAGAGUUCAAUUUUACAGAAGUUAAAUACUUUGGGGCAUGGGGCGGGACGGGGAGGGAGGGAAGGUUAAAUUUUGUCCUAGAAGGACCCAUAGGAAGAGUGUACGCCCAUCUAGUGUAGAGAAAUUUACAGGUGUGACUCCAUUACCAUGUAAUGGAAGUUGUGUUUGUAAAUCUCUGAACACUGGCGAGUGAUGAGCGUACCUAAAAAUGUGUAAAGUUAAAGCAUUGAAUUACCAUAUUAUUUUUUGGUGACAGGUCUAUUGAUGGCCACGGGCUUUAUACCAUGAAACUCUCCUGGUAGCAAAUGGCCCACGAGAAAUGAUUUUUUUCUUUCUAAGAUUUCUAUAAAUGGUACCAUUAUUAUUUGUUAAAUCUAUGUAAAUUCAUAUUUGUAUUCUUGAAAUUCUAGUUUUAGCCCUUUAAACAAAGUUGUAUAUUGUCUCAAAUUGAAAAUGAGAUAAGAUGUAUUUUUCCUGUUAGGUUUUAUACCGCACUCUUGAUGUUUGCCCAUUUUUAAGUUAAAUAUAGCUGUAUGGAAAAGUACAUUUUAUUAAAUUUUGCAUUAAAAAGAAAAAGAAAAAAAGUUAAAUGUUUAUGGUAUACCAACAAUGUCUAAUUUGGUCAAAUGCAGUUCUCUUCCAAAACCAAAGCUAAGGGUUUUUUGCAUACUCAGUAAAACUUCAAGUGCUGGCAACUGUAACUGUUUUCACAAUAUACCUGCUUACCAGUUUGGGGGACAAUUUGGCAAUUUUGUGGUUACAAAAUUAUGGUUCUCUUAAGUGCCAGUGUUUAAAAAAAAAAAAAAAAAAAGGAAAAAAUAAAAAAAAAGAAAAAAAAAGAAAAGAAACCAAACAACAACAAAAAAGGCAUUCUUGUAAUUUUACACGCUUUUGUGAUGGAGUAUUGUUUUGUUAUACAAUUUUGACUUUCAGAUUCUUAUUUCAAUUUGCAUUUAUGUAUAACUUCAGGAGAAAUAUUGAACAUCUAAAUCCUGGAUGAUACUAAUAAACUAAUAAUUGCAGAGGUUUUAAA
Messenger RNA from Pogoniulus pusillus (Red-fronted tinkerbird), 2700 nucleotides. RefSeq names its product high mobility group box 1 (gene HMGB1). The coding region runs from base 195 to 842 and encodes 215 amino acids. The transcript has 5 exons. The record is from RefSeq and is a predicted model, not a curated record. NCBI's taxonomy places the organism in Eukaryota, Metazoa, Chordata, Aves, Piciformes, Lybiidae. Gene Ontology annotation, molecular function: DNA binding, bending. Gene Ontology annotation, biological process: regulation of transcription by RNA polymerase II. Gene Ontology annotation, cellular component: nucleus.